Molecule: messenger RNA, 3237 nt
Organism: Pseudozyma flocculosa PF-1
Lineage: Eukaryota; Fungi; Basidiomycota; Ustilaginomycetes; Ustilaginales; Ustilaginaceae
Exons: 2
Coding region: 1-3237 (1078 amino acids)
Source: RefSeq, a predicted model, not a curated record
AUGAAGCUCGUCUUCUCGUCCUGGGCGGCGAGAGCGUCGCUCGCGACGUUGCUCCUGGCUGCUGCCGCGCUCUGCCAGCAGCAAUCGCCCUCCAGCUCAACGAGGCCGCCGGCCAGCACCACGCCAACGCCGAGCGCAUCCCCUUCGUCUUCGGCGCCACCCGCUCUCAGCACGUUCACCUCGACCACCACCCUCUCGCGAGGCCAAGCUCUGCCCUCGAGCCUUACCAGGUCGGCUUCUCGGAGCGGUAGCGUCUACUUUAUUCCCGUCGUGACGACGCUGCCCCCCGCUUCCAGCUCGGCGGCAACCGUGUCCGCCUCGAGCACCUCGUCGGCUGCCCCCUCUGCCACGGCUCCUGCCGCUGCCGCCUCUUCGACAUCCCAGAAGCUGCCGCUGAACACCGAAAUCGACCCGGCCUUUGGCGUCCUCGGUGCCCUGCUGCUCAUCACCGGACUGCCGAUGACAUUCUAUGGCCAUCGCAACCGCUGGUCGAGCUACUUCAUCGCCGGCUACUACUCCCUCGGCCUGAUCACCAUCUGCAUCAUCCUCAAGGCGGGCGUCGAAAGCGCCGUCAACCCACCCACACAGGCGGUGCGCGGCCUCUUCCUGCUGGCCACCAUCAUCGCGGGAGCCGUGGGCGGUAUCCUCUGCAUCGUCUUCUGGCGCAGCGCGGCGCUCCUGGCCUCCGGGCUGGGCGGCUUCAUGCUGGGCCUGUUCCUCCAGUCGGUCCGUUCGGGUGGCCUGAUCGGCUCGCUGGGCCUGCGCUACGUCCUCUACGUGCCGCUCUUCGCCAUCUUCUUCGCUCUCAGCUGCGCCGAACGCAUCCACUCGCUCGUCCUCGCCCUCUCCACGGCCAUCACGGGCGCGACAGCCGUGACGCUGGCCAUCGACUGCUACACGCGCAUGGGCCUCAAGGAGUUCUACAUCCGCAACCUCGGCUUCGACUGGCUCUUUGAGCCAAAGUACCCGCCCACCUUUUCCAAUGGCCGCUUCCCGCUGGUGCAGGGCAUGCAGAUCGAGCUCGGCGUGCUCGGCGCGCUCGUCAUCAUGGGCACGGCCUUCCAGCUCCGGCUGUGGUCGGACCUUCGGCACAGCAUGGCGGUGCUCAGAAAGUCGGACGAGGAGAGGCGCAUGAGGACCAAGGCCGAGCGAGCGGCCCGCCAGAUCGCCAGGACGGCCAAGCGAGACCUCGAGGAGUGGGAGCAGCGCCACGGCUACAAGAAGACGUCCGCGAGGCAGGCGACGGCGCGAGAUAUCGAAAAGGACGCCAACUCUGUCUUCUCUGGCGCAACGAUGCAGGCCCACGAGCGCAAGGGCUCGAUGAUGAGCUUCUUCAGCAGUGGUGCUGACGCCACGCCGCUGUCGUACAACGGUCUCGACCGCACCGACUCGCCCGGAGGCUCGAGUCUCCGCAAGGACAAUGGCUCUCCCUUUGCCGAGGAGCCGCAGCGCGACCGCAGGCGCAAUUCGAGCUUCAUGUCGUACCUCCAGCGCGGACACGAGAAGCCGGUUGCGCCUGGCGAUGCGCCGCCGCAGCUGCAGCUCGACGGCAUCGACGCGCCCUCGUCGCCGGCCGGAGGAGCCGCCGAAGAGGACCCGUCAAAGCUGCUAGAGGAGAUCUCCAACAUUCGCAAGUCGAUCGAGAUGCUCCGGUCUGGCUCGGGCGGCGCGAAAAGCGCGAGCAGCAUGCACGCUUCGCCGAUUGCAUCCUCGCAUCGUUUCGAGCCAUCGGCCCCCAGCAGCGUCGGCCACGGUGCCGCCCAGUCCCUCGAACUGUCGCGUGCCCUGACCAACCAGAGCCAGGCCCCGGUGACCCAGUCGUUCCGCCAGCGCACGCAAUCGACGGCCGCCAUCAUGAGCGGCGCCGCCUCUUUCCUCAGCAAGAGCCCCGGUGAGUCGCCCAUGUUGCCGCAGGGCCCUCCCACGAGCUCCAACGGCGUGUCUGCCUCGCACGAGAUGUCGCCUUCGUCGAGCAACCCUGGCGAUUCUUCGGGCAUCAGCCAUCCUGGUGGUUUCGGCGGCUGGGCGUCGCAGUCGCAGUCGCAGCCGAUGUCGCGUUCCAUGUCCGACAACCCGUCGUGGCUGCCGUCGAGGCAACCUUCCUUGACCGCAUCGAGCGCGGCUCUGCAGCCCGCCGUGCCGGUCGAUGCUCACCUCAGGGCUGCCAGCCCUCCGGUGCCCCAGAUUCCCGCCAUCUACGACACACUACCAAGGAGCCGAGUGGAGCAGACGUACGCCAACGCGCCUCUUGCCGAGAGGAGGAUGUCCGGUGGUGGGAUGCUGCACCGCGUCGACCAGAGCUACGAGCACGACAACAAGAGCCGACCUCGGGCCAACUCGGCGACGCACAAGGGCCACCACUCUCGCGUGCUCACCAAGUCGAUUGACGAAGGUCCCCCGGCCGCGGUGCUCGCAGCGCGACGCUCGAUUGCAGCGCGCCGCAACGACUCGACCAGCUCGCCGUGGACGAACCCGGGGGCCGAGGUGCAGCCGAGUGCCAGCAAGCGGGCGAGCGAGGGCAAGACGCCUCGCAAGUCGAUGACGAUUGGCGAGCUGGACGCGCGUCAUCGGGCCAAGCUGGCUGCUCUGCAGAAGCCGGCUACGGACUCGGUGAAGGAGGCCGAGAUGCUGCAGGCGGUGCGCGAGGAGUACGAGAAGAAGCAGCGCGCAGAGAAGCGGAGGAUGAUGGAGCGGGAAAAGGAGCGCGAGCGGGAGCAGGCGUUGGCUGCGCUGACGAACGGUGGAGCGGGAGGCGGCCGCGAGGGCGCUGCCUCGCCCGACGCCAACAAGCGGGCAUCGCGACGCCUCAGCGCUUCGCUGCUGCAGGCCGUCGGUGAGCAGCGAUCGAGCGUCCAGAGCCUGGACCGUGCCGCCGAAUGGAGGCGGUCGGUUUCCAAGGUGCCGCAAGCGGACCCGUCAAAGGGGCGUAGCUCGCAGCCUCCAUCUCACCUAGCCUCGUCGCCAACGUCGGCCCAGGGCCCCGUCGAGGGCACCAAGGCUGCCGCUGCGGUGGCGGCGGCAGUCUCGCCGUCACGAUCGCGAUCGCAGCAGCGCGGUGCCAUGAGCCCGACCAACCCGUUCCAAGCGCAGACGCCCAAGAAGCGGGAGCUGAGCGAGACGGACCGGAGGAGGCUGAGCCAAGGCGCGGGCGGCGGCGGCGGCGGCGGCGGUGACCGACGCAGCCGGCGCAUGAGCCAGCCGCUGCUCGACUUCAGUCUGCCGGCGGGCCAGCCCUAA